CGAGCCAGCGAGAGAGAGCGAGUCCCAAAUUCGAAUUUCAAGCCGUCGUAUGCGACGGCGUAAUGGCUGGUGGAGCUAUCACUCCCGCUUCUCUGAUCGGUCUUAUCGCCGAAAUCAAUGAGGUUCCGGUGAAUUUCGGGGUGUUCAAGAAGGAUUGUGCCGAUCUCGCGCGACGAGUUGGUCUCUUGACGCAUUUGAUUGAGGAGAUUAGGGAUUUUUCUCCUCCUCCGCCGGAAUCUGAUGCUUCGUCUUCUUUGAUUUCUUAUGAAUGUGAUUGGUGGUCUGAUCUUGUUGUGGGGCUUCAAGCCGCGAAGCGUCUUUUGUCUUCAGCUACUAGUUUCCAAGCUAGCGAGUCCUCUGAUGGGGCUGCCAAGAGAAUCUUAUUCCAGUUCCAAUGUGUUACAUGGAAGUUGGAGAAAGCAUUAGGUGAUUUGCCAUAUGAUCGAUAUGACAUCUCUGACGAAGUCUGCGAACAGGUGGAACUAGCAAGAUUGCAGUUAAGAAGAGCAAUGCAGAGAUAUGGAUCUUUAAAUUCGAAGAAGUUCUCGAGUGAUUUAUCUGAGCCAAUGGAGAAAGAUGCCUCAAGCAAUACAAAGAGCAAAGUUAUUGAGAGGUUGGAGAGUAUUUCAGAAACAGUGCAUUCCAACGCUCCUUUAUCAGAUGAGAAGAAAUUUGAAUCAGCGCCUCCCCGGAAGAGCUCUUCGGUUUCCUUGGCCUUCUUUUUAUCAAAGGAUGCUGACGAUGAGAGAUUAGAGAAAGUAGUUACCAAGAACAGUGAUGACUCACAGAAAUCGGAUAAACUCACGAUCCCUGAGGAUUUUCUUUGUCCAAUCUCUCUGGAACUGAUGAAGGAUCCUGCUAUUGUUUCCACAGGACAGACAUACGAGAGGUCGUACAUACAGAGAUGGAUAGACUGUGGAAAUCUGAGAUGCCCAAAGACCCAGCAGAAACUCAAAAACUUUACUCUUACUCCAAACUAUGUCCUCAGAAGCCUGAUAUCCCAGUGGUGCACUAAGCACAACAUUGAGCAACCAGGUGGUUACAUGAACGGUAGGACCCAAAACCCUGAUGGGUCUUUCCGUGACCUAAGUGGAGACAUGUCAGCGAUCCGGGCAUUGGUUCGUAAACUCUCUAGCCGAUCAAUCGAAGACCGCAGGACUGCGGUUUCUGAAAUCCGCUCUCUGUCAAAAACAAGCACGGACAACCGAAUUCUGAUUGCAGAAGCAGGAGCCAUCCCUGUUUUGGUCAAGCUUUUGAUCUCAGAGGACACAGAAACGCAGGAAAAUGCUGUCACUUGCAUUCUUAACCUCUCCAUAUACGAACACAACAAAGAACUGAUCAUGCUUGCAGGAGCAGUCACAUCUAUAGUGCUAGUCCUCCGAGCUGGAACCAUGGAAGCUAGAGAAAACGCUGCAGCUACUCUCUUUAGCCUUUCGUUAGCUGAUGAAAACAAGAUCAUAAUAGGCGCAUCGGGUGCGAUACUAGCCUUAGUGGAUCUGCUUCAGUAUGGAAGCGUCAGAGGGAAGAAAGACGCAGCCACGGCUCUGUUUAACUUGUGUAUUUAUCAGGGAAACAAAGGCAGAGCGGUUAGAGCCGGUAUAGUAUACCCAUUGGUGAAAAUGCUGACUGACUCCUCGAGCGACAGGAUGGCCGAUGAAGCCUUGACCAUACUCUCGGUUCUAGCUAGUAACCAAGUCGCGAAAACUGCGAUUUUGAGAGCCAAAGCGAUACCACCUUUGAUAGAUUGUCUCCAGAAGGAUCAACCGCGAAACCGAGAGAACGCAGCUGCGAUACUACUAUCUCUUUGCAAGAGAGAUACUGAAAAACUAAUCUCCAUUGGUAGACUUGGAGCUGUUGUUCCAUUGAUGGAACUAUCAAGAGAUGGUACAGAGAGAGCUAAACGAAAAGCUAAUUCUUUGCUAGAGCUUCUCCGUAAAUCAUCCCGAAAAUUAGUGAAAGCUGGUACUGUAGUUAAAGAUUUUCCCGGUCACGUUCUCUUGGAAUCAGAAGCGGUGAAGCGUUUAGGAAUCAGAGCAAAGCCCUUAGAGCCUCACCAAAACUUGGAAUCCAAAAGGCUUUACUUCAUGGUGGAACUUCCAAGAACAUGGAAAGAGAGAACUCCAAGAAGGGUUCGGUCGGGAAUACAGAUGAGUGCGAAGGAGAGACUAGAAAAUCUGAAGCUGUCUCGUAGAUCAUCAUCUGAUCUCUCGGUAAUGAAGAAGAAGACAGAGGAGGUUGAUGAUGAAGAGAGAGAAGUGAGUAGCGUGAAGUUGAAGUUACCAAAGUGGAAAAUUGAGAAACUGAGGAAAGAGAGUGAGAGUGGCUCUGAUUUCUCCAACAAGAUCACACAACUUUGUCUCCUUCACAUACCAAGUGGUUUGAUUCAUCAAAGACAACAACAUUUGCUUCGUAAUGGAGGAAGAAACUUUGGGAUUGAAGAAAAAGAAGAAGGUGCCAAAAUCACAUGAGGUGAUCAUUAUUUUUUAAGGGCUUUGAUCUUAUUUUAUUUUUGUUGAAACAUCGAUCCGUUUCUCAAGCCAUGUUUCUUGCAUCUUUAAUUACACUAGGAAACAAAUGUUCUCCAACUUG
Messenger RNA from Arabidopsis arenosa, 2589 nucleotides. The record is from the annotation of a GenBank genome assembly. Lineage: Eukaryota; Viridiplantae; Streptophyta; Magnoliopsida; Brassicales; Brassicaceae.